This is a messenger RNA of Trichogramma pretiosum, 1307 nucleotides long. Its product is annotated as GTPase Era. Gene Ontology annotation, molecular function: rRNA binding; ribosomal small subunit binding; GTP binding. The coding region runs from base 101 to 1126 and encodes 341 amino acids. NCBI's taxonomy places the organism in Eukaryota, Metazoa, Arthropoda, Insecta, Hymenoptera, Trichogrammatidae. Gene Ontology annotation, biological process: ribosomal small subunit assembly. Gene Ontology annotation, cellular component: mitochondrial matrix. The transcript has 3 exons. The record is from RefSeq and is a predicted model, not a curated record.
GUACGAUGAGCCCGUUAAAUGAACGUUCUUAACCACUAAGUGAAAAUAUCAACUCUUUAGUUCAUAUAAUUGAAUAUAAUUGAAUCCCAAAGAUUAAACAAUGUCCUCUAACUUUUUACGCAAAGUUAAAAUUGAAUUAAUGUUCGUUAAAAAAUUAUCAACAGUUUGCGAGAGUGUUAAAAUAAUUAAGUCUGAAAAAAUACUCAGUUACGAAGAUGCUUCAAAUAAAAGAAAAAUAAAUUGUUGUAAUAAUAGUUUAAAAAUUGUUUUUCUUGGCUUGCCUGGCGUAGGUAAAAGUAGUAUUAUCAACAAAAUAAUUGGCAGACCGAUGUGCUGUCAGUCUUCCGAAAUUCUCACUGUACAAAAUAAUUUUUCUAGUAUUUCACGAAAUGAAGACACAAAACUUACAUUUUUGGAUAUACCAGGAUCAAUGUACAAAACAAAAUUAAAUAAUAAAUUAAAGUUAAAAUCCUCAUUGAAUGAAAUUGACGAUGCAGUUCAUAAUUCCGAUAUAGUGGCAGUUGUGCUAGAUGUCAUGAAUGUUCAGUGGGAAAAAGUAUUAAAUUUGAGAACCAACAUUUUUGGGAAUCAUUUAGAAUAUAAAUUGAAUCCAAUUCUUAUUCUAAAUAAAAUCGAUAUGCUUAGCAAUAAAUCAAAUAUACUUAACUUGAUAUCAAAAGUGAAAUUAAAUAAAAAUAUGUUUCAAGUAAAUGAUAUUUUUAUUGUAUCGGCUUCAAAUGGCGAUGGAGUAGAGGAUCUAAAGAAUUACUUCUUAGAUGUCGCGGAAUCAAAAAACUCGUUUCAUGAUUCUGGUCAAGUUUCUAAUCCAAAACCCAAAUUAAUUAUUCAACAAACAGUCAAGUCAAUAUUUUUUAAAAACUUCAAAAAUGAACUGCCUUAUUUACUGAAUAUAUAUAUAGAUUAUUUAAAGUUUAACGAUGAUGAUAGUAUUGACAUAAUUGUAAAUGUAGAAUGUCCAUCUAUUCGCAUUGGUCGAUUAAUUGUAGGUAGAAAAGGAAAUAGAAUAAAGUCAAUUGCUAGAGAAACCGAGCAACUAUUAAGUUCAAUAUUCCAAAUGACUGUGAGAUCAAAGAUUGCCGUGUUAUUAAAAGAAGACUCAAAAUGACCAGAACGCACUUUGUGCUGUACUGAAUACAUAAUAAAUUCUUAUCAUAAUUCAAAUAGCUAAUCACUGUACAAUAUUCUUUGUUUUUUAUGAAAAUAUUUUAUAAAAAUUUAUGACACUAUUUGUUUAUCGUUCAUAAUGAAGAUGAUGGUAAUAAAUAAAAUUAAUUACAAUUUGUUUA